Molecule: messenger RNA, 2106 nt
Organism: Geosmithia morbida
Lineage: Eukaryota; Fungi; Ascomycota; Sordariomycetes; Hypocreales; Bionectriaceae
Product: vesicle transport through interaction with t-SNAREs 1
Exons: 4
Coding region: 1-2106 (701 amino acids)
Biological process (GO): intracellular protein transport; cytoplasmic stress granule assembly; P-body assembly
Cellular component (GO): membrane; P-body
Molecular function (GO): mRNA binding
Source: RefSeq, a predicted model, not a curated record
AUGGCGAACCCUCUCGACACCGAUGCGGGCUCCGAGCUUUUUGGCUCCUACGAGGCUGAACUCAAGCUCGUUCAGGCCGACAUCGCCCAGAAGCUUGAUCAGAUUCCCGAGCUGUCCGGCGAGCCACGCAAGGCCGCCCUCGCUCAGGCCGAGCGUGCACUCGAAGAGGCCGAUGAAAUCCUCGGCCAGAUGCGCCUCGAAAAGCAAAAUAUCCCCACCUCAUCGCGCGGCAAGGUGAACCAGCGCUUGCGCAACUUUGAAUCAGACGUCGACGCCGCGAAGCGCAAGUUAGGUAGCCUCUCGACGGACCGCUCCGCCCUCUUCGGAUCCCGCUACACCGACGACCCGGCCGGAUCGUCAGACCCGCACCUGGAGCAGCGCCAGCAGCUCCUGUCGGGGACUGACCGUCUCGAGCGCAGCAGCCAGCGCCUUAAGUCGACCAUGGCCGUCGCCAACGAGACGGAACAGAUUGGCGCCAGCGUCCUCAGCGACCUCAAUCAGCAGCGUGACGUUAUCAGCAAUACCCACGAUCGUCUGCUGGAGAGUGAGGGAUACGUUGACAGGAGCAUCAAGACUUUGAGGGGGAUGGCUCGUAGCUACGUGGGUGUUCUGCACGAGAUCAACUCGGAUGAAUCAACCGUGUCGCUUGAAAAUGUUCGCUCCUUUGGAACAGAAGGCCGCAGAGGCCGCCCCGAAGAGGAGGUUGGGCCCUCAGAUCAGGUUUACGAAUACAUCGUCUUCCGAGGCAGCGAUGUGAAGGACUUGCGCAUCGAGGACCACCCCGGUAUCAAGGAGAGCAAGCCUCCUGCGAUGCCUGAUGACCCCGCUAUCGUCGGCGGACCUCCGGAACCUCGGGUAGUCCCCCGGAACAUUCCUCCUCCGCCAGCUUCCUUUGGGCAGCAGCCAUAUCCCCCCAACUUCUACGGCCCCCCUGGCCAGUGGGGACGUGGAGGUCCCGUGCCCGGUCCGGGACCCCAAGGUUUUGGCAACAUGCCAUACCCCCCUCCUCCUGGCUGGUUUCCCCCUGGCCAGGGCUUCCCUCCCGGACCAGGUGGCCCCGGACCUGGGCCUUGGGGCAACCAACAGUUUCCUCCGGGCCCCGGAGGACUACCCGGCCCUGAAGGUUCCAGAGCUCAACAGGGCCCGCUAAGCUCUGACCCGCCAGAUGCGAAGCCUGUGACUCUCUCGCAACAGGCGCCCCUAAUAGAGCCGAAGUCUCUCGCCCAGCAAGCGCGUCAGACUGCUGACGCACCUAUCCCUCCUGUCGAUUCGAAGCCCUCGGUAGAGGAGGUCAAGUCGGCCGCUACCCACCUCACUGAGGCCGCACCCAAGCUCCCGGAGGGUCCCAAGACAGGCCCGGCUGGUUUCAGGAACGAUCGCGUGAACCCAGUAGUGCCACUUGGUGCUUCGACCAGGCCCUUUGCCCCUGCCCUGCCUCAGCAGGCUGAGAAGGCCAGCGUUGAGACGACGGUCACGACCCCGGGAAGUGUGCAAGAUGCCACGACGGCAGCCAGGGCCGCUGUGGCCGUUGCUAUGGCCCAGCUUGGAAACGGCAACAGCGGUAAUGCUAUGGACAACCUCUCGAACAAGGUGAACGAGAUGCGGGUCAGUUCCGGCAGGGGUGACUACACCGCUGCGCGCGGACGAGGCCGAGGUGGCAGGCCGCCCGCGGCCAAAGUUGAGGUUCCUAAGUCGGACUUUGACUUUGCCCAAUCCAACGCCAAGUUCAACAAGUCGGAAAUCCUCAAGGAGACUGCCAACGAGGGAACACCUCUCACCCAAACACCCAACGGUUCGGCAGCUUCCCCCGCGGAUAGUUCUGCGGGCCAGGACGGUGCCUACAACAAGACGCGUUCAUUCUUUGAUAACAUCUCGAGCGAGGCCAAGGACCGAGCCGACAGCAGCAGCUCCAAGCCUGGCGGCCGCGAGUGGCGCGAUGAGGAGCAGCGACGCAACAUGGAGACUUUUGGACAAGGUAGCGUCGACGGCGGCCGCAACUAUCGUGGCCGAGGACGUGGUCGUGGUCGCGGCGGUCGUGGCCGCGGCUUCGGUCGCGGCGGGCGUGGAGGUAGCCGACCCCCAUACCAGACCUCUGUCGUCAACUAA